Messenger RNA from Electrophorus electricus (electric eel), 7769 nucleotides. It is a transcript of the gene cdc42bpab, whose product is annotated as CDC42 binding protein kinase alpha (DMPK-like) b. The record is from RefSeq and is a predicted model, not a curated record. Gene Ontology annotation, cellular component: cytoplasm; cytoskeleton; actomyosin. Gene Ontology annotation, molecular function: ATP binding; protein serine/threonine kinase activity. NCBI's taxonomy places the organism in Eukaryota, Metazoa, Chordata, Actinopteri, Gymnotiformes, Gymnotidae. Gene Ontology annotation, biological process: actomyosin structure organization; peptidyl-threonine phosphorylation.
UCCCCUGCAGCAGAUGCCGGACGCCAUGAUGAGCUGGGGUUUUGCCCGCAGCAGUGAACAGGGACAGGCAGCCCAGAUUGACGUCAGCAAGGUCGCAAUUUCUUGCAAUUCGCAGCAGAACUUUUCCUCUUCCGACAACAACAACAGCAACAACAAAAAAAAAAAAACAUGAAAUCAUUAAUUUUUUCCGCCCCACAAUGAAGACGCGUCUCGCCAACCGCUGUAACGGAGGAGAAGACGCAUCCGCGAGCUCAUUUCCGAAGACCGGAAUCUAAAGGAAAGAAUCGAGCUCGCGCAGCCUCGCGCCGCCUCGCGCCGUUCGCAGUCCUGCCAGAGGAGGGGCAUCCGAGCUUUUGUAGCAUUGCAGAUCCAGCGGCGAUACGUGUUUGGUUACUGCACUCUGGAUACACACAUGUAGCAGCAGCCGGGGCUUCGCUCUAUUGGCGCGGAUCUGCGGGAAUCAGAGAAACCCAGAGAGAAAGAAGCAUCAAGCGUGUGGUUCCGUCAAACCCACCGGCCAGGGCACGGUCGCUUGCGGGCGAGUAAGUCUUCCUUGAUGUGCCCAGGUCCAGAAAGCCCAGGAGACAUUGGGCGAUGUUAUUCGUCACGUUAACCUUCACGUCGUUCUGCGCUUUUGGCGAGGCCGGCCAUGUCUGAGCCGUUUUAGCUGGACGGUCAUUUCCCUGCCUUGAGCUUUUAUGGCGAGAGCAUCCGAGCGUGCCGCUGGCUGGCAGGCGUAGUCGGGUUAUUUGUGCUGGAGGUACACCUCCUCGCCAACGGUGCAGCUGGAGCCAUGUCUGGGGAGGUGCGCUUGAGGAGGCUGGAGAAGCUGUUUCUGGACGGGCCGUGCCAGUCGAACCAGUGCCUGAGCGUGGAAGCCCUGCUGGACGUCCUCGUCUGCCUCUACGAUGAGUGCACCAACUCUCCUCUCCGGAGGGAGAAGAAGAUUUUGGAAUUCCUGGAGUGGGCCAAACCCUUCACCUCCAAGGUGAAGCAGAUGCGCCUGCACAAGGAGGACUUUGAGAUCCUGAAGGUGAUUGGUCGCGGAGCGUUUGGAGAGGUGGCCGUCGUGAAGGUGAAGAACGCAGACAAAGUGUUUGCCAUGAAGAUCCUCAACAAAUGGGAGAUGCUGAAGAGGGCUGAGACGGCAUGCUUUCGGGAGGAGCGGGACGUGCUGGUGAAUGGGGACAGCCAGUGGAUCACCGCAUUACAUUACGCCUUUCAGGAUGAGAACCACCUGUACUUGGUGAUGGACUACUAUGUAGGUGGAGAUCUGCUCACCUUGCUCAGCAAGUUUGAGGACCGCUUGCCUGAAGACAUGGCCAAGUUCUACCUAGCAGAGAUGGUGCUGGCCAUCGACUCUGUGCACCAGGUGCACUACGUCCACAGAGACAUCAAGCCGGAUAACAUCCUGAUGGAUGUGAACGGUCACAUCCGCUUGGCUGACUUUGGCUCCUGCCUCCGCCUCACGGAGGAUGGAAUGGUGAGUCCUCGUGUGUCUGCACCAGUGCUGAGUCCUGUGAGCCAGCUGCUGGGUCUAACCUCCUGGCUAUGCCCCUGUCAGGUACAGUCAUCAGUUGCUGUGGGAACGCCUGACUACAUCUCCCCUGAGAUCCUGCAGGCCAUGGAGGAUGGUAAGGGGAAGUACGGGCCGGAGUGUGACUGGUGGUCUCUGGGCGUGUGUAUGUACGAGAUGCUCUACGGGGAGACGCCCUUCUACGCAGAGUCACUCGUGGAGACCUAUGGCAAGAUCAUGAACCACAAGGAGCGCUUCCAGUUCCCGCCACAUGUGGGCGACGUGUCGGAGGAGGCGAAGGACCUUAUGCGGCGGCUCAUCUGUGCCCGAGAGCACCGGCUCGGCCAGCACGGCAUCCAGGACUUCAGACGACACCCGUUCUUCUCAGGCAUCGAGUGGGACAGCAUCCGCUCCUGCGAGGCCCCUUACGUCCCUGAAGUGAGCAGCCCCACAGACACAUCCAACUUCGACGUGGAGGACGACUGUCUCAAGAACUCGGAAACGAUGCCACCGCCCUCCCACACGGCCUUUUCCGGACACCAUCUCCCCUUUGUCGGAUUCACCUACACUAGUAAAUGCUGUCUGUCAGACCGGGGUUCUCUGCGGGACAGCGGGGACUCAGGCCAGGUGGAUGAAGGGCUCCAGAGGUGUCUGGAGGACAGUCUGGCCUCCGAGGCAUACGAGCGGAGAAUCCGCCGCCUGGAGCAGGAGAAGGCUGAGCUCAGCCGCAAGCUGCAGGAGUCCAGCCAGACGGUCCAGGCCCUGCAGUACCCAAACUCAGACGUGCCGGUCACUGGCAGCAAGGAGGUGGAGAUCAGGAGCCUGAAGAGUGAGAUCGACAUCUUGAAAAAGCAGAUUGCAGAUUCUGGCCAGCUGGAGCAGCAGCUGGAGGAGGCCAGCUUGGUGCGCAGGGAUCUGGAAGACUCCUCCAAGACCAUCAAGACUCUGGAGAAACAGCUCAAGAGCGUGAUGCAGGAGAACGAGGACCUGCAGAAGGGGCUGCUCGCGUCCGAGGAGAAGCUGAAGACCCAGGGCAAGGAGCUGAAGGAGGCGCACAGCCAGAGGAAGCUGGCCAUGCAGGAGUUCGCCGAGCUGAACGAGCGGCUGACGGAGCUGCGCUCCCUUCGCCAGCGGCUCACGCGCCAGCUCCGCGACAAGGAGGAGGAGGUAGAGAGCCUGGCGCAGAAGCUGGAGGCGCAGAGACUGGAGGCGCGCAAAUCCGAGAGGGCCCGCAAGGAGCUGGAGGGCCAGGCAGACGAGUGGAGGAGCGUAGCCCAGAAACAGCGGCAGCAGAGGGAGAGGAGCAGACAGCACAGCCGGCAGCUGGAGGACGAGCUGGAGGUCACGAAGACGGGCCCCGGCCACGCUGCGCCAGGGGCCGCCACACCGCUGCAGCAGCAGGAGGAGGUGGCUCGUCUUCGGGCGGAGCUGGAGAGGCAGGGAGCGCAGCAUGAGCAGGAGAUGAGCCGUCGCGAGACGCAGCACAGCAGUGAGCUCAAGGGCCUUCGCAAGGAGGUGCACGACGCCGAGGCCCAGCACCUCACCCUGCAGAAGGAGACGCUCGUGCUGAAAGACAAGCUGGAGAAGACAUGGCGGGAGAGUCAAAACGAGCGCGAGGAGUUCGAGGCCGAGUGCAGGCAGAAGUUUGAGCGGGAGAAGCUUCUGUUGACGGAGGAGAACCAGAAGUUAAGCAGCGAACUGGAGAAGAUGAGCUCCGACUAUGAGAGUCUGAGCAGUAGCCACCGGCAGCUGGAGGAGGAGACGAGGGAGGUGGCCGAUAAGAAGGAGAGCGUCGCCCACUGGGAGGCCCAGAUUACUGAGAUCAUCCAGUGGGUAAGUGAUGAGAAAGAUGCUCGAUGCUACCUCCAAGCACUGGCCACUAAGAUGACUGAGGAGCUGGAGGGUCUGAGAAACACCAGCCUGGGAGCCAGAGGCACUGACAUGCCAUGGAAGAUGCGGCGCUUUGCUAAGCUGGACAUGUCUGCCCGUCUGGAGCUACAGUCUGCGCUGGACGCCGAGAUUCGCGCCAAGCAAACCAUCCAGGAUGAGCUCAGCAAGAUCAAAGCCUCCAACAUCUCCACUGAGUGUAAACUGCAGGAGUCAGAGACCAAGAAUCAGGAGCUGCUGGUGGAGGUCGAGAGGUUAAGGAAGGAGGCGGAGGACCUUCGGCACAGGCGCGGAGUCAGACAGCAGGACUCUCAGAACUCUAUCUUGGCCUUCCUGAACACCCCGACCUCGACGCUCGACCAGUAUGAGCGCUCACCUUCUUGUGGCCCAGGAACCAAAGGCAGACGCAUCGACUCUGCUGAUCUCACUCCCUCCAACACGCCAUCGCGGGACGAGGACUCUAAAUCACGCCGUGUCUCACGCUCUCGCUCACCGUCCACCACCAGCGACAUGGAGCCCAUCGAGUUGGUGGACCAUGCCUCACGCCUCCACACCCCCACGGGAAGGUCCACCUACAGCAGCCUGAGCCACGCCUCCCCUAAACCUAAGGCCCAUCAGUUUGUGGUGACGUCCUUCAGCGUCCCCACCAAAUGCCACCAGUGCACCUCCCUGAUGGUGGGUCUCAUGAGGCAAGGCUGCACCUGUGAAGUGUGUAAUUUCUCCUGUCACGUGACGUGUGCGGACAAAGCUCCAGCUGUGUGCCCUGUCCCUCCGGACCAGACCAAGGGUCCUCUGGGCAUCGACCCGCAGAAGGGAAUCGGCACCGCCUACGAGGGUCACGUCCGGGUGCCGAAGCCCACGGGCGUGAAGAAGGGCUGGCAGAGAGUGCUGGCCGUGGUGUGUGACUUCAAGCUCUUCCUGUACGAGCUGGGUGAGGGAAGGAGUACCCAGCCCAGCGUGGUGGUCAGCCAGGUCAUUGACAUGAGGGACGAAGAGUUUUCAGUGAGCUCGGUGCUGUCGUCAGAUGUCAUCCACGCCAACAGGAAGGACGUCCCCUGCAUAUUCCGAGUGACGGCAUCCCAGCUGUCCUCUGGCCAGAAGACAUCUGUCCUGAUCCUGGCCGACAGCGAAUCGGAGCGGGCCAAGUGGGCGGGGCUACUCUCCGAGCUGCACCGCCUACUCAGGAAGAACAAGCUGAAGGAGCGUUCCGUGUAUGCACCCAAAGAGGCCUACGACAGUGCCCUGCCCCUCAUCAAAAGCACGCAGGCCGCCGCCAUCAUUGAUCACGAACGUGUGGCUUUGGGUAACGAGGAGGGCCUCUAUGUGGUCCACGUGACCAAGGACGAGAUCGUCCGUGUGGGGGACAAUAAGAAAGUCUACAACGUGGACCUGCUGCCCUCUCAGCAGCUGCUGGCCGUCAUCUCGGGCAGGAACCGCCACGUGCGCCUGGUUCCCAUGGCAGCGCUCGACGGCCGCGAGGCCGAAUCCUUCAAGCUGCCUGACACCAAGGGCUGCCAGACGCUGGCGUCCGGAACACUGCGCAACAGCGCCCUCACCUGCCUGUGCGUGGCCAUGAAGCGCCAGAUCAUCUGCUAUGAGGUCAACAAGAGCAAGGGCCGUCACCGACGGCUACGGGAGAUCCAGGCACCUGCAUUGGUCCAGUGGAUGGCGCUGUUGAGUGAGCGUCUGGUGGUGGGCUACCAGGCAGGCUUCACGCGCUACACCCUGCAGUCGGACACGCCGCCCGUGAGCCUGCUGCACCCUGACGACCCCACGCUGGCCUUUGUGGGUCAGCAGGGCCUGGAUGCGCUCGGCGCCGUGGAGAUCUCUGGCCGGGAGCUGCUGUUGUGCUUCAGUGGCGUGGGCGUCUACGUGGACAUGCAUGGACGCCGCUCGCGCCAGCAGGAGCUGAUGUGGCCUGCUAUCCCCACCUCCUGCUGCUACAGUGCCCCCUACCUGUCCGUGUACAGUGAGAAUGCUGUGGAUGUGUUUGAUGUGAACACCAUGGAGUGGAUACAGACCGUCCCUCUCAAAAAGGUGCGGCCCCUCAACCCGGAUGGCUCACUGAACCUGCUUGGCACAGAGACAGUGAGACUCAUCUACUUCAGAAACAAGACAGCAGAAGGAGAUGAGCUGGUGGUGCCAGAGGUGUCUGAGAACAGUCGGAAACAGAUGGUGCGCAGUAUAACCAACAAGAGACGCUUCUCGUUCCGCAUACCUGAGGAGGAGCGGCUACAGCAGAGGAGGGAGAUGUUAAGGGACCCUGAGAAGAGGAACAAACUAAUCUCCAACCCCACCAACUUCAACCAUGUGGCUCACAUGGGGCCUGGAGAUGGCAUUCAGAUCCUUAAAGACCUGCCCAUGAACGUGCGUGCUCAGGACAGCCGUGCUGGCUUCAGCGGCUCCGUCAGCAUCCCGUCACUGACGAAGAGUCGCGCUGAGCCUGGCAGAUCCAUGAGUGCCAGCAGCAGCCUAGGAAUACGCCCCAGCUCCCAGAACGGCAGCGCCCUGAGGAGAGAGCUGUCCAGCAAUAGCUACAGCUCCAAACGCCACACCAUGACUUCCCCGUCGGAGAGCUCGCUGUCCUCGGGUGGGGGGAUGGACGUGGGAGACGCCCCGCUCUCCCAGUUCGACAGGGAGUGGCAGGCCGUCUCGCCCUCGGAGAAGACGCCCGAUCUGAAGCGGGCGCUGAGGACGCUGCUCAGUAAAAUGAAGGACUCGGACUCUCCUCGCCACUCCACAGCCUCCAACAGCUCCGCCUUCAGCAGUCCGCCGAGCCCCGCCUCCCCGCACAAGACCAAGUCUCUCUCUCUGGAGAGCACAGACCGUAUGGGCUGGGACACAUGAUGGACGCACAGCUAGACCAAUCGCAACACUCCCUGGCUCUGCCCGCCACAGGCUCCCUCCCUCCUUCCCCGCCAACGUAACUGCACAUAGCACUACAGCCCCUCCCACUUAAUUUUGCAAGCAGUUCACAAACGAGGAGCACUUUUGUGUGUGUGUGUGUGUGUGUGUGUGUGUGUGUGUGCGUGCACGCGUACACAGUGGAUGUAAUCGACCCCUUUCAAACUGGCUUGAAGCUGAUUGGACAACUGCAACACUGAGGAUCUUACUUCAGAAUAUUACUGACUGGACUUCAGCCAGUUAAUCCAGAAAUACGCAACGCACACGACUGCAGGAGGGAGGAGGAGGCUUUUAUCUUGACUAGCGUUUGUACAUAUACUGGGGGUUGGGGUGAAGUAUUUAUUUCUCGUUUCCAACACUAGCUGGUGAAAAUCUGUAUGGAUUUUCUCACGUUCCUCUUCAACUGUAGAUCAUACAAACAGCUGCAUUUAUGGGGGGAAAAGACAUAAAUGUGAUUGUUUAUUUUAUUUCAGAUACUUUUUUUUUUUUUUUUGCUCUAGGAAGUGACAUGUGCAGAGACUUGUUUCCUACUUUGAAUCCCAUUCUGAUUGGCUGCAGAUUUCAUUGUGAAAUGUUCUUGGUCGACCUCAUCAGUUGCUUCCUGUAAUAGACUCCUAAGCCUCUGUCUGAUUUUGAUGACAUCAUGAAUUGUUUUCCCGGUUCAGCAUAAUUAAAACUUCCAUAGACCACCUGCAAAACAACAGAUUUGCGUUGCAGUGAUGUACAUAGGUAUAAUUAUAGUAUAAUAUAAUGGAAUACUGUAGAAAACAAAAAAACAAAGAAAUCUUCAUUUUUUUUCUUUUUUUUUUUUUUAAUUUUAACAUAGCCAGUCCAAGGCCAUUUGAAACGGUUUUAGGUGCAUUAUUGUGCUUUGACCUUUUCUCCCCUCCUGAAAACCAUGCUUGGUAGGGUUUAUUUGAAGAUUUCUGUGAGCCGUUGGCCAAAGUCAUGUUUCUAAACGCUUCAUCCCUCACAGGACACAUCUCUGUAUAUUGUUUUGCUUUCAUUUUAUUUGACUGUGUUGUAAGAAAUAGAAAUAUACAUUUUUCAGAAGCUGACAAUGCGUAUUUGGAUUUAAAGGAGAGAAGAAAACUGUAUUGACAUUUUUACAUUCCUGCCAUAAACAACAGUACGUGUAACCUGCAGUGCGGUUUUACUGUACUUUAGGUCUUUUAAGCAAUGGAACAAAUGUAGCUUUUUUUUCAAACAUUUUCUGGAAGGAAAAUGUUUGAGAGGGUUAACAGUAUUGUGAUCCUUAUAUUUAACUGUAAAUUCACUCCUGUAAUUUAACUGUAGAUUUACGACGACAUUCACCACAAACUGCAACAAAGAUGCAGUUUCACUUUAUUUUGUGAAAGACAGACCAGCUGGCCAGAAUGCUUUGUGUCUUCCUCUGAAGAUUAUGCCGUGUAUGAUGGUCUUGCCUUGGUGUUGGACAAUAAAACCUCCAGUGACCAUUCCA